Molecule: messenger RNA, 542 nt
Organism: Chrysemys picta bellii (western painted turtle)
Lineage: Eukaryota; Metazoa; Chordata; Testudines; Emydidae
Source: RefSeq, a predicted model, not a curated record
GUCUGUGCCUACCCGACCCAGAGGAGCCCAGCAUGGCCCACGCUCUGCUCCUCGCAGCGUCUGCCCUGUUCUGCCUCGUGCUGGGAGGCAGCAAUCUGCGUUGCAGACAAUGUGCCCUGAACGAGCCCUACAUCGGUUGCCUCCCCGGAGUCUCUGAGUGCACCCCUAAGGCCGGGCAUCCAUGCAUGACUGUCAACAUCGGCUAUAGAGGUGAGGUGCAGUUCCUCCUCCAGGGCUGCAUCAUGAAUCCCAGCCGCUGCGGGAUGGUGAAGGAGUUGAUGGUUCCCGAGUACCACAUCAACAUCACCUGCUGCUCCCACGCCUCCUUCUGCAACGAGUGGGUCCCGCUGCCCCCUGGCAAGGGAGGGCACUGAGUCUGGCCUGCCGCCUGCCGCCUACCACCCUCUUCCAUCCCUGUCUGUCCUCCGUCCCGGUCCCCAUCCCUCCUCCCCCUCCUGCAGUUCUCCAGCCAUCUUAUUCCCUUCUUUCUUCUCUCCACCAUUCACCCAUCCCUCUCUCCACAUCCUCCCUCCGCCUUCUUC